Messenger RNA from Pipistrellus kuhlii (Kuhl's pipistrelle), 1037 nucleotides. RefSeq names its product acireductone dioxygenase 1 (gene ADI1). Gene Ontology annotation, molecular function: acireductone dioxygenase [iron(II)-requiring] activity. Bases 48 to 587 code for a protein of 179 amino acids. The transcript has 4 exons. The record is from RefSeq and is a predicted model, not a curated record. Lineage: Eukaryota; Metazoa; Chordata; Mammalia; Chiroptera; Vespertilionidae.
CCGCCCGCCGCCCGCCGCCCGCCCGCGCUCCGCACUCCGCCGCCGCCAUGGUGCAGGCCUGGUACCUGGACGCCUCCUCCGCCGACCCCCGCCGCCCGAACCGCGCCGAGCCCGCCCGCCCGGUGGGCCUGGAGCAGUUGCGCCGCCUCGGGAUCCUGUACUGGAAGCUGGACCCUGACAGACACGAGAGUGACCCCGAGCUGGAGAAGAUCCGCAAGGAGAGACACUACUCCUGGAUGGACAUCGUCACCCUCAGCAGAGAGAAGCUGCCGGACUACGAGGAGAAGCUCGAGAUGUUCUACACGGAGCACCUGCACGGGGACGAGGAGAUCCGCUACGUGCUGGACGGCAGCGGCUACUUCGACGUGCGGGACGCGGAGGACCGGUGGAUCCGCAUCGCCGUGGCGAAGGGAGACAUGAUCACCCUCCCCGCGGGGAUCUACCACCGCUUCACGCUGGACGAGCAGGACUACGUGAAGGCCAUGCGGCUGUUCGUGGGAGAACCGGAGUGGACGGCGCACAACCGGCCGGCGGACCACUUGGAGGCUCGGGGCCAGUACCUGGCGUUCCUGGCGCAGAGCGCAUAGCGGCGCCCUGGGCCAGCGCACCCCUCGCCCGGCCGCCCUGCUCGUGACAGCGGCAGGAAACUUACUGUGUCCUCCCCUCGGGGAGGGUGUCUGAUCAGGAGCCGUAAGCCUGAUUUUCAUGUAGAAGCCAGUGUGGGCGGGCGCCACCCACUCUCCUGGAGCCCUGUGCCGUGUCCCUGCCUGGCCGUCCGACGGACCUGCUGCCAGACUCGGUGCAGACUGUGCGCAGUGACCGGGCUCUUGUCCCACACCGGAGGGGAGCUGGGCGGCCCUCAUGAGGGGAGCUCAUACCACUUUCUUGUUUAAAAUAAAUAAAGCAGCUGCCUUGUCCUGGCCAGUGCCUCAUGUCCCAAUACACCAAGGCUGUGGGUUCGUACAAGCCUCUGCCAAUGACCUCAUCAGUAAGGGGAACUGGACAUGUCUCUCAUCAAUAAAAAUAAAUAUGUAGCU